GUUUCAAAACGAAAGAAAAACAAAAAUUGUAAACAUGGCGAGCUUUCAUGACAAUGAUUUUUCGGAUAUAGACGACACAGAAAUGGAAUAUAUGAUGGGAUUUAAUGAAACCGUGAAUGAUUCAGAUAUUUCUAUGUCUAGUGACGAUGAUUCUGACGACGAUGUGCCUUUAGUUGACUUAAUUCAGCGACAGAAUGUGAACCGACGUGACGAGGAAGUGGGUGGGGUACAAGAAUGGAGUGCAAAUUUUAGACCGAUAAAUGUUAACGUUUUCAGUGGAAAUCCGGGACCUUCCGUGAUUAUGGAUGUAAAUAAAACUGAAAUUGAUUUUUUAAAUUUAUUAUUCACACCCCAGAUGAUUCAACAAAUCGUGGAUGAGACCAACAAAUAUGCAACAAAAAAGCAGCUGGAGAAACCUGAUGAUAAAUGGAGGAACGUUACAUUUAGUGAAAUAAGAGCCUAUUUUGGAUUUCAGAUUGUGAUGGGGAUUAUUGCAGCACCAAAUUUGGAUAUGUACUGGAGUAGUGAUCCUAUGUUUAGUCCAUGUGGAAUAAAAGAGAGAAUGACACGCGAUCGGUAUGAUAAAAUCAGUAAGUACUUCCACGUAGCUGACACAUCAUGCAAUCCGGCACGCGGACAACCAGGCCAUGACAAACUUUCACAUGUUCGACCGAUUCUUGAAGCCGUGCGUGUAAAUUUGAUGGCCAAUUAUAAACCGCACCGUGAAACGACAGUUGAUGAGGCUAUGAUUGGAUAUACCGGUCGCUUAGGAUUCAAACAAUAUGUGCCAAUGAAGCCGACUAAACGUGGGAUCAAAGUGUGGGUAAGGGCGGACCCUCACAAUGGAUAUGUGAAUGACAUUCAAGUGUAUUUAGGUAAGGAGAACCGUGACGGAGACAAGGGUUUAGGGGAACGAGUUGUGAUGGAUUUAGUAACACCAAUUUUGAAUCGCGGACAUCAUGUGUAUUGUGACAAGUAUUUCACUACGGUAGGACUAUUCGAGGAAUUACAACAGCAAGGAACUUACGCGUGUGGAACAUUUAGAUCCAACAGACGAGGAAUUCCGGACGAAAUAAAACAGCAGAAGCUGAAGGAACAAGGGACAUCUAUCACGAUGCAGAAAGGAAACAUGGUUGCGACAGCUUGGAGGGACAAGAAGACCGUAUUCAUUUUAUCUACAAACUUCGAUCCAACAACGCCGAGGACAACAGUUCAACGAAGGCAGAAAGACGGAAGUCAGAAAGAUGUUUCUUGCCCGGAGUCCGUACGAAAUUACACAAAGUACAUGAACGGUGUUGACCAUGCGGAUCAGCUACGGGCAAUGUACAGUCUAGCGCGCAAGUCAGCCAAGUGGUGGAAAUUUCUUUUCUGGUUUUUAGUUGAUCUUGCCAUAGUUGGAGCCUAUAUUCUGAUGAAGGAAUCACCAAAUCACCAACAGAAGACAAGAACAGGAAAACCUAAGCCACCGACACAACUGGAUUUUCGAAAGAAACUCGCGAAGCAGCUAAUUGGGGACUUUAUGCAGAAAAGGAAACGCGACGUGCUCAAGGAAAAUAUUCAGCUACAAGGCAGGAUAUGCUGGCCGGCUAAUUUGGGAAAAAGGCGAACCUGUAAGAUGUGUUCAAAAAAUGGAAAGCGACGCGAAACACAGUAUGGUUGUGAAGGAUGCGGAGUGAAUCUUUGUGUUGAGUGCUAUAAGCCGUACCACGUUGAAAAAUUUCCGGAGCGAUUUGGGAAAUAGUGCUCAAAAUCAGUGUGUAAAUAAAUUAAAUCUCUGAACAUCAAGAGGGCUUGUAAUUCAUUAACAAAAUAUUAAAUAAAAUAAAUAUAAAUAUAAAACUCUAUAAAUUUACUGCUUAACUUCUCUAUUUACAACAGCAUCUGUGUAAUGUAUAAGCCGCAUCAUGAGAAACCUAACAUAGUGUAUUUCGGACCAGCAUGGAUCUAGAUCAGACUGCGCCUAAGCGCAGUCUGGUCUAGAUCCAUGCUGGUCGCAGACGCGUUAUGUUUGUUUUCUCAUGGCGCGGCCCCUAUAUGGUAUCAUCAUUACCUGUCAGUCAACAAGAAUGACAUUUGAUGUAAAUAUGUUUCAUUAUAAUGUCUAUAAAUUAUUUAACAUUUCUACAUUUUAAAAAAUUCAAAAUAAUUACUUGCCGUUUUGAAAGUGUGCUAAAUUAGAAAUGUGUGUUUAUUGAGCCAAUGCAGUGUCGCGACUAGUUAUGCGAAAGUGAAAUUGUGCGCGUUAUUUAUUAUUCGAUAUGUGGAAAAUACAGGAAUAUAUAAAGCGCAAAGGAAAAAAUAUAUAGUGAACAUCAAGGAGUUGGUAGCAAAUUCAAAAAUUAAGUACCCCCUUCCCUAAAAAAAA
Mercenaria mercenaria is the source of this 2365-nucleotide messenger RNA. Its product is annotated as piggyBac transposable element-derived protein 4-like. Bases 35 to 1741 code for a protein of 568 amino acids. The record is from RefSeq and is a predicted model, not a curated record. The transcript has a single exon. NCBI's taxonomy places the organism in Eukaryota, Metazoa, Mollusca, Bivalvia, Venerida, Veneridae.